Molecule: messenger RNA, 1620 nt
Organism: Adineta ricciae
Lineage: Eukaryota; Metazoa; Rotifera; Eurotatoria; Adinetida; Adinetidae
Source: the annotation of a GenBank genome assembly
AUGAUAAUGAGUACUGAAGAUACUGGUAAUGCAAGGAAAGUUAAAUUAGUCCAAGAUAACCUGAAUGAACAGGCUGAACAAUCCAACAUUAGAAAAAGAUCUAUACAAUGUCCAAAUGAUGGUGAUUCAUCAACAGUUCACACACCUAAACGAAAUCGCAAGGACACAACCAAUGAAGACACUAGAAUUACUCAAUGUCCUUCCAAACCAGUUCAAAAUAAACAGGAAGAAUCAAGUACAUCAACAGCUACAAGAUCAACAACGUCCUCUUAUUUCAAUACUGGGGUGAGUCAUCAACCUAAAAACAACUCCAAUGAAACAACAGGUCGAAUGCAUCGUGAAUCACCGCGACAAACGUAUCCACCCUUUCGUAUUACAUUUCAAGAUGAAAACAGUUAUCCAACGUCUGAAUUAAGUUUAAUUAAAGAAAUCAACAAGCAAUGUAAACUCAACUUGACAUAUGGGCGGUACACCAAGACUUCGGACAUGAAAAUGUGUUUCCUACUCUAUCCUAGUACGACAGAACAAUUCGAAUAUUUGAUGUGUGAAUCAAACUGGCCUUCGAUGAUUAGCAAAACCGAAUACAAGCUUGACUUACCAAUCAAAAUUCCAUCAUCUUAUUCUAUAGUAAUUCAAAAGGUACCGAGUCAAUGGAAUGCCGAAGCAUUUGGCAGGGAAUUAAAACAAUGUUAUCCAUCAAUUGUACGUGCAGUUCGUCUCUUUAUUAGUGGUGGUCGUCCAUUGUCAAAAGUUCGUGUAGAUUUCUCAUCAUACAAGGAACUAUCAUCGAUUUUAAAAGCGAAACGGAUUUUACUUGAUGAUGAUAAUACAGCAUUUGCUGUCGAACCAUAUGUCCCACCAACUCGUAUACUACGAUGUUAUAAUUGUCAAGCUUAUGAUGUUCAUAUUGCUGCUCAUUGUCCAAGCAAGAACAACCCUGUCUGCUUUAGAUGUGCUCAACAACAUCCGUAUAAUCCACAAUGCAAUAAUCCUAUCAAAUGUGUGCAUUGUGACGGUGAUCAUAUGGCAGGAAAUCCGAGCUGUCCAGUCAAAUUAGGAAAACGUCAAGAAAGAAAUCAACGAAUGAAAACACCACGUGAAGCAUCAUCUACAAUUAAUCAACAACAACGCAAGCAUACUUGGACGGGCAAUGCAAAUGAGCAUUUAUUUGGAUCUGAACCAACACCAAACACCACCUCGUCUACUUCUACUCUAAACAACAGCAUGAAUUAUGAAACGAACAUCCUGAAUAUGUUCGAAAAAAUUGAAAAUGCAAUGCAUGGUAUCAAACAGAAGCAAGUUGAAUUAAAUAACAAAUUUGAUGAAAUCAAUGCCAAAUUAAAUUAUCAUAAUGAUAAUAUUAAUCAGCUCAAAUACUGCAUUUAUGACGUCUUAUGUCCACUCGUCCAAGAAAUAACAAUUCAAACGCAGUCAAAAGCAACAGCAGCAAAUAAAAAAGCCAUAGUCCCAUUGUACAAUAAACUAACCGAAUUGAUUUCCAAAAAUAACAACUCAUCUAACAAUAUGGAUGAGUAUACUACCAAUGAAAUCGGUGUCAACGAAUAUACAAAAUCAAACGGUGAAUUAUAUCAAACAACGACUCAUGAAUCCCGACGCUAA